Molecule: messenger RNA, 840 nt
Organism: Drepanopeziza brunnea f. sp. 'multigermtubi' MB_m1
Lineage: Eukaryota; Fungi; Ascomycota; Leotiomycetes; Helotiales; Drepanopezizaceae
Source: RefSeq, a predicted model, not a curated record
AUGGAAGACGAAACCAAGGAUGAUUGCGAGAGCUCUCAAUGGGAGGAAAUUGAUCCUCUUGUCGCCGAGCUUUUAAGAAAUAGGGGAUGGGAAGGACGUCGCGAGCUCUAUGAGAGUUCAGCCCCCGACGAGAAGCCACCAACGUGGGCACUGUUCCGCAACAAUGCGCAAGAGAAGGGGAGGAUUCAAAAACUAGCAGAGACGGCUACCUCAUCGCCCUCGAUCCUUGGGAAGAACGAGGACAGAGAUCCAGCUGGUCCUCCUCUCUAUGGAUUAGACUCCUCGAGCAAGCAGCUUGUCUCAUCCACUGCCCCCUCAGGGCCCGGUAGAACCUUCGGCAGCAAAGAUGAAGAUGGCAAGAAGGCGAAGAGCGAUCCCUUCGGUCAUCGUAUCGGUCCUCCAGGCUCCACCAGUAGCCAGCGUGCUUCAUCCAACAUGGUAUCAGGAUCCCGCGCAAGUUCAGUUGGCAACGAGAGCUCAUCCGGCAACCAGCAUAACGCCUCGCAAUUCCUCACACGAUCCUUGGCAUUCGGCAAAAACAAGACCAUCUCCUCUGCCAGUCAGCGUAUCUCGUCCCACAACGAACCGGAACAGGGUCCUAAGGCCAACGCCGAUCCUACCCAGAAAUCCCGACUUCGCGAACAACUCUCGCACGAGGGUAGUGCCGACGCAAGAAGAACUGAUGAUCUCAACGCGAGAAUUGCCAAACAAAACGCAAAGGCUGCGGCGCGCAUGUUGGCUUCUAGCAGCAGUGAUGGAGAAAACGCUCUGAACAAGUUGAUUGCCGAGCAUAACGCUAGAACCGCGGCCAAAAUUUUAGCUAAAUCAAACACUCAAUGA